AUGAAAUUGGGCAAAGAACUAGGGGCUGAUAGUUAUAUUGGAUGGCUCCAAGAGAAAAUUCCAGAAUUGGAGAAAAGUCCAAAUGCACCCAAUGAAGAGACUCUGAAGCACUACAAACGGCAAGUGGAUUUCCUGCGAGGCGUCAUUGAGGCGGAGAAAUGUACGAAGGUGCUAGACUCAGGCACAGCAACGCAGAUGAUACCACACGGGCCAGCCACGACGAGCGACCACACUGUUACCCAGCAGAUUCACCAGCGCACGCAGGCUAAGACCACCAACCGGCUACGACAAGAUCUUCUAGGUCUUGACCCUGAUGGAGAAAGCGAGCUGCACCAGCGCAAGGGAGCCUAUGGAGGGGAUGUGAGCGCGGACGACUUCCAGAGAAAGAUGCUGAAUGACGAGCAGAAGCGCGAAAAGAUGGUGGAGGACAUGAUCAUCAUGACGAGAGAGUGGAAGGAGCAGUCAAAGAUCGCCAACAAGAUUAUUAAGAAGGACAUAGAUGCUCUGGACAAGUCAUCGAAGGUGGCCGACUCCAAUCAGACGCAUCUGAAGGUCGAGGCCAACCGGCUAGCCGAGUACAACAAACGAGCGUGCAACUUCUGGAUAUGGAUCAUGAUCAUCAUUGUGUGCUUUACAUUUAUUGCUUUAUAG
Molecule: messenger RNA, 651 nt
Organism: Penaeus chinensis
Lineage: Eukaryota; Metazoa; Arthropoda; Malacostraca; Decapoda; Penaeidae
Gene: Use1
Product: vesicle transport protein USE1-like
Exons: 8
Coding region: 1-651 (216 amino acids)
Biological process (GO): retrograde vesicle-mediated transport, Golgi to endoplasmic reticulum
Cellular component (GO): endoplasmic reticulum; SNARE complex
Molecular function (GO): SNAP receptor activity
Source: RefSeq, a predicted model, not a curated record